This is a messenger RNA of Hippopotamus amphibius kiboko, 550 nucleotides long. It is a transcript of the gene GMFG, whose product is annotated as glia maturation factor gamma. Bases 66 to 494 code for a protein of 142 amino acids. Lineage: Eukaryota; Metazoa; Chordata; Mammalia; Artiodactyla; Hippopotamidae. Gene Ontology annotation, molecular function: Arp2/3 complex binding; actin binding. Gene Ontology annotation, cellular component: actin cortical patch. Gene Ontology annotation, biological process: actin filament debranching; negative regulation of Arp2/3 complex-mediated actin nucleation. The record is from RefSeq and is a predicted model, not a curated record. The transcript is spliced from 7 exons.
CCCUGGUCCCCACCCCUAGAAGACAACGGAACCCAGAAAAGAAGAGGCCUGUGGACAGAAAAGUCAUGUCUGAUUCCCUGGUGGUGUGUGAGGUGGACCCAGAGCUAAAGGAGAAGCUGAGGAAAUUCCGCUUCCGAAAAGAGACGGACAAUGCAGCCAUAAUAAUGAAGGUGGACAAAGACCGGCAGAUGGUGGUGCUGGAGGAAGAAUUUCAGAACAUUUCUCCAGAGGAACUAAAAAUGGAGUUGCCAGAGAGACAGCCCAGGUUCGUGGUUUACAGCUACAAGUACGUGCACGCUGAUGGCCGAGUGUCCUACCCCUUGUGUUUCAUCUUCUCCAGCCCCGUGGGCUGCAAGCCUGAACAACAGAUGAUGUAUGCAGGGAGCAAAAACAGGCUGGUGCAGACAGCAGAGCUCACAAAGGUGUUUGAAAUCCGCACCACUGAUGACCUCACCGAGGCUUGGCUCCAAGAGAAGUUGUCUUUCUUUCGUUGACCCUUAGGACGUGAACAUCUGAGAUCUUAAAGAAAUUAAAAUGGAAGAACUCUGAG